Messenger RNA from Plectropomus leopardus (leopard coralgrouper), 1848 nucleotides. It is a transcript of the gene sbk3, whose product is annotated as SH3 domain binding kinase family, member 3. NCBI's taxonomy places the organism in Eukaryota, Metazoa, Chordata, Actinopteri, Perciformes, Serranidae. Gene Ontology annotation, molecular function: protein serine/threonine kinase activity; ATP binding. The record is from RefSeq and is a predicted model, not a curated record. Gene Ontology annotation, biological process: protein phosphorylation.
GUUCUGUAGUGGGAGAGAGAGGGGGCACACUGGGGAGAGAGAGGUUUGAAAUGCCUUGUAGCUGGUUCACGCAUAUUUGCCAGCAUAGCAGGAGAGGCAGAGAGAGACAGAGAGAGAGAGAGAGAGUUGGCACAAGAGUAGGAAAGAGAGGGAGAGAGUUCAGUGUGUGUGUCUCCUGGGGAGAAGCACACAGCCAAUAUCCAGGUCUCCAGUAAACAUCUAUGAGCCUCCUCUAUAAAGCUGCUGUGCUACUGCAUGGACCCUUGGAGCAAAAAUAUCAACUUCAAUUCCAGUUGAAUUAUCAGUCUAGCAGAGGGCAAACAGCUGAGCUCCAGUAGCUGGUUGCAGCUUGCCAGGAGUCUGAGUCUUUAGAUGCUGAAAGAGUCGAGACAAAGUGAGCAGAGAUCAACCAACUGAAAAUGACAGCUGCAGCAGCUCAGGAACUUGACGAGCGAUGUUUCCUGUCGGCGCAGUCCCUUCCUACAUUAAAGGUAUACGAGCACUUCCAGGUGGUAAAGCUCCUGGGAGAGGGAACCUAUGGAAAGGUCAUGUUAGCCGUACACAGAAAGCGGGGAACCCCGAUGGCUCUGAAGUUCUUCCCUCGUCAGUCAACCUCGCUCACCUCCUUUCUGCGUGAAUACAAUCUGUCCCUUUCUUACUGCACACAUCCUUCUCUGACAAAAGCUCUUGGCAUCUUCUUUUCCACGCCGUCCUACUAUGUCUUUGCCCAGCAAGCCGGUUUAUAUGGCGACCUCUACAGUGUGAUAGUGUCUGAGGUCGGGGUGGAUGAAGAGUGUGUCCAGAGGGUGAUGGCCCAGCUGAGCGGUGCUGUCACACAUCUCCACUCCCUGGGCUUCGUUCAUCGUGACAUCAAACCUGAGAACAUCUUCCUGUGUGACAGCGCCUGUCGCUGGGUCAAACUGGGCGACUUUGGCCUCACCCGGGCCAUCGGCUCCACCGUUCGUGCCGUCUGGUACGAAUCUCCCUUCUGCACUCCUGAGGUGGAGGCCGGCAAGAAGGCUCAGAAGGACUGGGACGGGACUGAGGAGGGGAUAGAGGACAUCUGGAUAACAGUGAAGCCCAGUAUUGACAGCUGGGCCCUCGGUGUACUCAUCUACUGCCUCUUAACUGGCUGCUUCCCCUGGGAGGAGAGCACCCAUGACGACCGCGGCUACCGCAGGUUCAAGGAGUGGUUCGACCGUGAGGAGAAGAAGAAGGAUGGUGAGUGGAGAGGUGAGGAGGACAGUUACACAAUCAUGAGGGAGAACCAAAGGGACAACCCUCCGCCCUCACAGUUUGAGGGCCUCAGCCCGUUGGUGAUGACUCUUUUCAAGGAGCUGCUCCACCCGGAGCCCAAACACAGAGGGAGCCCCGAGGAGAUCCUGAGCUACCUGGGAGGACCGUGGCUGACAGAGACAGAGAUCGAGGAGAAGAGGAAGGCGGAGGAGGCGGAGAAGGAGGCCAGAAAAAUAAGAGAGGGAGGAGGUGUAGAAGAAGAGCUGGUGAGGGAGGGAAGAGGGGAGAGAUAAGCUCUGACUUUAUAAAACCGUUUCAUUUAAUGAAUGUAACAUGUUUGUAAAACAUUGCUGCAAAGUAUUUUGUGUAUGAUUAUAGAUUUAAAUCUAAUACAAACAUAUGUUAUAUAAGGUGCUAUAUUUUCGUAUUUUUAUAAAUAUCAUUACUACAGUUAACACUUCUAUUGUUGUAUAUUUUCCAGUGUGUUUAUACUGUAUAUGUAUAUGUAUGAAAGAAAAGAGUUUAUAGAUAAUACAAGGAAUGUGUGAUGUUUGAAUCUACAAGCUGUGUUACAGUGCCUUUAAAAAUCUACAUGGGAAUUGUUGUCCAUAU